CUUAGCAUCUUCUUGGCUUUGAGGUUUGACCUUAGCAACAAACUUUGAAUUUAGCUUCACAUUUUUUCCAAAACUGGGAAAAAGUGAGCAGAUGGAUGAAUCAAUUAGCACAAAGUACAAAGAAAGCCUUCUGCAAGAUGAAAACUCCUCUUCAAGAACCAAAAGGAAACUACGAUUGAUAAUCUGUCUGGUAACUCUCUUCAGUCUCAUAAUUGUUGCAAUUAUCUGUGCUUCAAUAAUACUUAAACAAGAAACAGAGUCCAAAUCACUGUCGUUUAACCCAACAGACGCUAUUCGAAACGUCUGUGAUGUCAUCAGUGAUGAUCCAGACUCAUGUUUUGACUCCAUUGCUGCACUUUCAGAUGCGGUAAUCCCCUCCUUAUUAUGGUCGAAAAACAGAGAUAAAAUUAACCUAUCUCAGAUCUUCAUCCUUUCGCUUUACGCUUCACGGAUCGAGCUUGAGAAUGUCGCUUCUUCAAUUGAAAAAGCAAUUUCAGAGGAACAUAUGAUUGACACCAAGAGUGUUGGGGUAUUGAGAAAUUGCCAAGGAAUGGUCAAAUUCUCUCUGAAGCAACUCAAUGAAUCGGAAAUGAGUUUGGGUAUCGAUCCAGAUGAGAAAAUACUGGGGAUUAAUAAAGUUGUUUGGGAUUUACAGCGGUGGAUUGGCGAGGCCAUGGGUCAAGUACAGAGGUGCAUUGAUUUGCUGGAGGAUAUUCCGUCGACGACGGUGAGGGAGGAAAUAAGAAGGAAAAGCUAUGAAGCCCAGCAAAAGAUGAGGAAUAGCAGAGGAAUAUUGCAUAAAAUCGACGACAUUUUCGACCUGUUUUACCCGAGAAUUGGAUCAGCAUUAGGCUCUUUGUUUUGGGAAUUUGAAUAUGGGCUAAAUGUUUGGCUCUUUUGCUCUGGGUAUUUGCUCUUGAUUUUUCUUUUUUGCCGCUUGUUACGUGUAUAUUGAUUUAUCUCCAUUUAGUUGUGUAUUUUGUUGCUACAAAACUCGCCAUUUUCCUUUCCCUUUUUGGUUGGGCAAUUAGCAAAUUGCAGAAAACAAGUUCUUGUGUAAAAAUAUGUUCACAACUAGAUUACUAUAGUAAGCAAGUAUUCUGAAAGAUGUUGUCAUGGUAAACAAUGUCCAGGAGUGGUUA
This is a messenger RNA of Solanum stenotomum, 1142 nucleotides long. RefSeq lists its product as uncharacterized. The record is from RefSeq and is a predicted model, not a curated record. Gene Ontology annotation, molecular function: enzyme inhibitor activity. The transcript has a single exon. Bases 92 to 955 code for a protein of 287 amino acids. NCBI's taxonomy places the organism in Eukaryota, Viridiplantae, Streptophyta, Magnoliopsida, Solanales, Solanaceae.